AUGCUUGCGUCGAUGACGCAAGAUAAAGUAAAUGAUACAAGUGACAGUAUUGGGAAAUAUUUAUCAUUAUCUGAAAAACUUCCUCGUUUACUAUCAACAGAAAAUCGAGAUGACUUGUAUAAUAUAAUUCAACAACAAUAUGGAGGUGUUUGGGGAACAUUUAAAUUUGAAGAUUCUCUCGGAGAUUGUUCAGGCGAGAGUCGACCAUUUCUUUAUGUGGAUGGUAAUAUUGAUUUAUAUGUUCUAAGUCAAUUCAUGGCUAAAGAAUGGAAAUUAGAAAAACCAAAUUUAGUUGUACCUAUUCUCAGUGCAAUAUCACGCUAUAAAAUCUUUAAAAAUCUUAACAUGAUUGAAGUAUUAAAAACUGGUAUAAGAAAUGUAAGUAUAUAA
Rotaria sordida is the source of this 390-nucleotide messenger RNA. The record is from the annotation of a GenBank genome assembly. Lineage: Eukaryota; Metazoa; Rotifera; Eurotatoria; Philodinida; Philodinidae.